Messenger RNA from Hypomesus transpacificus, 1004 nucleotides. RefSeq lists its product as uncharacterized. NCBI's taxonomy places the organism in Eukaryota, Metazoa, Chordata, Actinopteri, Osmeriformes, Osmeridae. The coding region runs from base 203 to 808 and encodes 201 amino acids. The record is from RefSeq and is a predicted model, not a curated record. Gene Ontology annotation, molecular function: DNA binding; POU domain binding. The transcript has 5 exons.
AUAUGACGACGGGUUACAAACACUAUAAACAGCACAAAACACAGUGUUAGCUAGGCUAUCAAAACACUUUUAAUGAUUUACUUGUUAGUAGGCUACGCUCAUACUUCUCUGAGAGGCAAGGACGUCUGGAUAGGCUACUUUAAUUUUGUGCUUGGUUGAUUUGCCGUUGGACCCUCCCAAUUUUCGUGCAAAUUUCGUCGAAAUGUCACAGGAUAACCCGAAGGUCUAUCAAGGUGUACGAGUGAAGAUCACUGUCAAAGAGUUGCUGGAAAGACGCAAGGCUCGUCAGGCUGGAAUAAAAAUGGCAUCGGAAUAUCCUAUACAUGCGUUUCCAGAUACUACCCAAUCUUACUACAAAUCCAACACACAACCACAUCCCUACACUGAAAACUCGACCUCGCAAGGGACUGAGUGUUCCACAUACAGCUACGAUUUCUGCAUGACACAUCAGACGGAACCUGUAGCCAAGAGCGAACCCAGUAACGUCCCUUUUCAACAUUCCUGGCCUUUCGGAAAAUUGACAAACCAGGAAUCAGACAAAGGACAAACUUGCAGUUCAUCGUUGGAAACCUGGACUUCACCAUCCACAGUAGGGGAGGACAUUCAUCCCAUAGACAAUCAACACACAUCCUCACUUUUCUCCUACACACAUUUUGGUUCUGUGCAGCUGGAUCCCACUUAUGGCUCACACUUUACAAAUGUUGCUCCAUAUGAUACACCCAUCUUUGCAAGCAAUGCUCAAUUGUCAUCCAAUGUUUUACAAGAAAUUGUAGAGUGCCCUGAACGUUUUGGUGCAUGGUAUUGGUGAACUGAAAGUCUGUUCUUAUAAUUGUAAUAUGAUGUGUCUUGUGUGUUUGUUUGUGCACGUGUUUUGUUUUUUAAUCAUUAGAAAUACUUUUUAACGUUUUUAAAUACGUAUUUCUUUUUUUUAACCAGCAUCUUUUUUUGCAUUCAUGAAGGCCUACUUUUCAGUAGCAAUCAGUCAGUCAAUAAAUAUGAUUGUG